UUACAUUCAGGGUGCCCCAUCCGCCUGCCCUGGCUCCUAACCCACCCUUCGGCUGGCGGGGGCCCGAGGGAGCAGGUGUCCCCACAACCGACCGCCAAGAUGCAGCCACGGCUCUGGCUGGUCUUCAGUGUGAAGCUGGCAGCUCUCUGGAGCAGCUCUGCCCUCCUUCAGACCCCUAGGUCCUUGACAGUUCUAACCAAUCAAAUAGCAAAAGUGUCCUGCGAAGCAAAAACUCUCCCUAAGACCACAGUCAUCAGCUGGCUGAGACAGCGCCGGGGACCCACCAUGGACAAGCACUUUGAGUUCCUGGCCUCCUGGAACCCUUCCAAAGCAGCUGCUACAUACGGUGAAGGGGUGAAGAAGGAGAAUAUAAUCAUGUUUUCAGAUAUAACCCGGUACGUUCUCAAUCUGACGAGCGUGAAGCUGGAAGACAGCGGCACCUACUUCUGCAUGAUGAUCGGGAGCCCUCAGCUGAUCUUUGGGACAGGGACGGAGCUGAGAGUGGUUGACGUCCUUCCUACACCUGCCCAGACCACCAAGAAGACUAUCCUCAAGAAGAAACAGUGCCCAGUCCCCAACCCAAAGGCCCAGAAGGGCCUGACGUGUGGCCUCAUUACCCUCAGCCUGCUGGUGGCCUCCCUCCUGGUUCUGCUGGUGUCCCUGAGUGUGGCGGUCCACCUUCACUGCCUUCGCAGGAAAGCCCGAAUUCGCUUCAUGAAACAGUUUCACAAGUGAUCAGUGCCCACAAUGCUGAUAUCCUGCCACAAAAGGACAGUGCUCAGUAAGAAGCAAGAUCUGGACAAAUGAGAGAGGGUUUCAUUCUACGGUGAGGAGUCCACUGUCUUGCUCAAGCCGUCUGCUUUGAAACGCGCUGCAAGUUCCUGUCUGUGACUUCAUGCAUGGGAACCUCUUGAAUGUUCACCUGGAGACUCACAGAGAGGGCUCCAGAAUCCAGAACCACUCACAGAGUGUGCUGAAGAACCAAGAACUCCCAUCAUGACACCCUUGUGGUUCUUGUACCCUUCUUGGACCGGACCGUGGAUGGUGGCCUUCCAGCCACCAUCUUUGAAAACUGCUUGGUAGGGCAGCAGUUUUGGCUCUUUGGCCUCUAAUGGGAGAGAGCUGGGGGACCAACCCUGGGUCUUCCCAGAGAAGACUGCCCAUCUUCACAGGGAGAAGCCAGCUUGUGACUGAAGCUUCCUGCAAACAGCAGCCUGGGCUCUCGGUGGUCAUCUUAGCGUCCCAGGGCUAAGUCUCUCCUGGGAACCUGUUGGGUCAGGAGACAGACUUCUACUUCAUCUCCUGGCAGGAAGUUCUUAAGCUUUACUUCUCUCUUGUGACUUGGAUAUUUCUCCUCUCAGUGUUUGCUGUUUUUAUGGAAAAUGUCAUGGCUGUAAAAAUAAAGUCCUGUGUUAAAGACA
Molecule: messenger RNA, 1421 nt
Organism: Mesocricetus auratus (golden hamster)
Lineage: Eukaryota; Metazoa; Chordata; Mammalia; Rodentia; Cricetidae
Gene: Cd8b
Product: CD8b molecule
Exons: 6
Coding region: 100-735 (211 amino acids)
Biological process (GO): regulation of immune response
Cellular component (GO): cell surface
Molecular function (GO): coreceptor activity; MHC class I protein binding
Source: RefSeq, a predicted model, not a curated record